UUAUUUAGUUCUGUAGAGCUCAAGAUGUCGGAAAAGCAAAGAACGAGCCCGAUUAAAAACUUUUUAUCUGGUGGUGUUGGUGGCAUGUGUUGUGUUGCUGCUGGCCAUCCUUUAGAUACUAUUAAGGUUCGACUACAAACAAUGCCUAAACCUCUUCCAGGAGAACGUCCACUUUACACAGGAACACUUGAUUGUGCUAAGACCACAAUUGUAAAAGAAGGAUUUUUUGGUUUAUACAAAGGAAUGGGUGCCCCCAUUGUAGGAGUUACACCAAUGUUUGCAAUUUGUUUUUUUGGAUUUGGUGUUGGAAAGCGUUUGCAACAAAAACAUCCCGAAGAGGAAUUAUCGUUAGCACAACUUUUUAAAGCAGGAAUGUUAGCUGGUGUUUUUACAACUGCAAUAAUGACACCAGGUGAACGAAUUAAAUGUUUAUUACAGAUUCAACAAGCAUCUGGAGAUAAAAAUGUUAAAUAUGCUGGACCAAUUGAUUGUACAAAGAAACUUUAUCAAGAAGGUGGAAUUAGAAGUAUUUAUAAGGGAACUGCAGCUACAUUACUAAGAGAUGUUCCUGCUAGUGGCAUGUAUUUUAUGACAUACGAAUGGUUACAGAGAUUAUUAACACCUGAAGGCAAAAGUCGUAAUGAUUUAAGUCCAUUGCGAACUCUGUUUGCUGGUGGAAUGGCUGGCAUAUUUAAUUGGAUGGUGGCAAUUCCUCCGGAUGUUUUGAAAUCUCGCCUUCAGACAGCACCAGAAGGAACUUAUCCUAAUGGAAUAAGAGAUGUGUUCCGUCACACCAUGAAAGAAGAAGGUUUCAGAGCAUUGUACAAAGGAGCCACACCGGUUAUGUUAAGAGCUUUCCCUGCUAAUGCUGCUUGUUUCAUGGGAUAUGAAGUUGCUAUGAAGUUUCUCAACUGGAUGGCACCAAAUCUUUGAUAGUCAUGAUUCUUAAAUGAUGAUAUUAGUUCUAAUUGAAUAUUAAUAAUUUUAAAAUAAAAUAUAUACACAUAUUAUUUUGAAAAAUUAUAAUCAAAAUCUUUAAUUUUAAAAAAUUAUGCCAGCACAUCUACCUAGCUUUAUAUACUGUCCACAUUGAAGACAAUAUUUAAUCAGUGCCUUUAGUGAAAAUGUUACAAAUAUAUUGUAUUUUGUACACCUUUGCAAAGCAUUUCUAAUAAUGUACAGUUUUGCAGUUUAUAUCUUACAAUCAAUCAACAAUUAUUAUAUAUAUAUAUUAAUUAUAUUUUAAAAAUGUUGAUUUCAGUGAUUUGUUAAGUUUAAAUAUGUGAUUGUUAUUAAAAACUUUAUAUAAAAUAUUUGUGCUAAUUUGAUUUAUUACAGAAAGCUGUAAAUUAGAAAAGAUAUUUAGAGCAUGCAUAGUUAAUUCAAAUUAAAGCAUGUAGUAACAUUGAUUCAAUAAAUUUUACUUUUUAUAAGCGAAAUAAAAUUUUUAUAGAGUAUCAAAUGCAGUCUUGAUUAAAAUUUAUCUUUGUUUCAAUGGGGGAAAUAUUAUGUAAAUCUUAAGCCAAAUGUAUUGAAGAAUUAUCAUUUUGACUUGUGAAAAUUUUAAUUUGAUCAGAUACCAAUAAGAAUCAAACAUUAUUACAUGUUAAAAUCUUUAAAGUUUACAUUCAUUUCUAUAUAAACAUAAUUGUUGUGAUAAUCAAAAAUAUUUAUAUUCAUAGAAUUACAUUGGUUACACAAUUUAAAAAAUGGCACAUAUAAUGCAAUUGUUUAAAACAAAUGUAAGUAUUAGCACCAACAAUUUAUUAUUAGAUCAUCAAUAUUAUUAUUACAUCCAAUAUCAUACAUAAAAUCUCAUUCAUAAAUUGGUUUGAUUGUAGAAAACAAGAUUACAAAUAACUUAUAACCAAUUUUAGGGCAUAACAUUUAAUCCUUGUCCAACGAAAGUCCUCCUUCUUAGACUUUGGUCUUGACUCGAAUGUUUCUUUUUUAACGAUUUAAAACUGAAACCAGAGUAUAUGUAUCAAUUAGAAUUAUAUUACAUUGUGCAGUUCGGUGAAUCCAAAUUAUUACUAAUAUAAAUACCUCAAAACCUGAUAAUUGUAUUAAAGCCAGUGAUUACAGGAUUAAAUUGAGUUACAUUAUUGCUACUAAUAAUUAUUAAAUACAGAGUAAUUUGGCACUAGAGGUAUAUAUAUACACCAUGGAGUAAAGCAAUAGUUAGCUGAGUGCCAUAGUGGGUGAUUACAGGCCAUGGGUGCUGAGGCAUUCCUAGUGGGCACUGUGAGUAACUAGUAUGGUUACAUCCAAUUUAAAUAUGUUUGGAAGCUAAGGAUUGGAUGGAGGUCAGGUAGCAUAACUAGCAAUGCAUUUUGGUGCACAGUAAGUGGUAGUUGCAAGUUUGAGUCCUGCUUUGGGCCACUUCUCUUCAAGAAUUUUCUAAAUUUAAUAAACAGAUGGUGCCUAAUUACUGGAUUAGUAGCAGUAAUGUAGUCUGAUUUAAUCAUUUGGCUUUAUCAUUAUUAUGGAACAUUGAUAAAAAAUUUUGUAAAUCAAUUCCAAGUCUAAAUGUCAAAUUACCAAAGUGAAAACCAAAAUUUAAUAAAGUACAAAGAUCAAUAUUUAUAUUAAGAAAUUCAAGCUUUUUCCUUAAACUUAAGUCAAAAAUCAAGCAGAUUAGAAAUUCUCAAUUAUUAUGCAAACUAUUCAGUAUUAGUGUCUGUAUUUUUGAUCUGACUUUUAAAAAACUGUUCAUAUUAAUUAAAAAAAGACCAAAAUUUAAAUGUGAAUAGUUGGUGUUUACACUGUCUGCUUGCUUUACCACAGUUAUUUUAAACAUCUGGGUAUUAACAAUUUGAAAAUUAAUACACUGCACAUUCACUAGCCCAAACAUAUUUGUUUAUUUCUCCACCUUAAAUUUUCCAGCCAAACAAAUAACUGUAAAGUAAUUUGUGAUUUAUAUCAGUUUUUUUUUCAUAAACACACUCAUUGAUAAAAAAAAAAAAGUUACACACUAAGGAGCAGGCCUUGAACCAAAUAAAACUUCAAAAACUAUUGGUUUGCACCAGUGAUGAUGGUAAAUAAAUAUCAUAGAAAAAUGUACUGUUAUUUCACAAGAAACUGCCCAAAUUAAAUGAACUUCCUUUUAUCUGGAUUCCUGCGGCAAUAUGCUCAGGUAUGGAGACACCAUAUGCUAUCCUGCAACAGAUUUUCCCACAGAUAUUGCAACUAGGGAUUUUUUGGUUCCGAGUAAUAAGACUUGAUAUUCAAUCUAAAUCUUGAUGAAUCACAGUCCAACAUAUUAAAUAGAAAUUACUAAUAAUGCUUCCAACAGUCAGUGAAAAUGUAAGAAAAUAGAAUUUAAAAUUUGAAU
Molecule: messenger RNA, 3334 nt
Organism: Centruroides sculpturatus (bark scorpion)
Lineage: Eukaryota; Metazoa; Arthropoda; Arachnida; Scorpiones; Buthidae
Product: mitochondrial carnitine/acylcarnitine carrier protein-like
Exons: 9
Coding region: 25-933 (302 amino acids)
Biological process (GO): carnitine transmembrane transport; mitochondrial transport
Cellular component (GO): mitochondrial envelope
Molecular function (GO): O-acyl-L-carnitine transmembrane transporter activity
Source: RefSeq, a predicted model, not a curated record